UAAUUUUGGAAACUGAAUAAGAUUUAAUAAAAACAAUAAUAGAAAAUAAAAAAUAGAAUUAUAUUCGAAAAUGCUUGAAAAAAAUUCUUUAUGAAAUAUUUGAAAACCCAGAAUAGAAAAUUUAAAAAAAUAACAUUAAACUAUUAUUUUUAAUCUAAGAAUUAAAAAUAUAAGCCUUUUAGAAUGAAAAAUAAGAAGGGGAAAUAUCAGAAAAUUAUUCACAAAGAAUAAUAAUAGACGAUAUAUUGUCUGAAGUUUCCAAAAAAAGCUUUUAAAAUAUACAAUUUAUAGAUUUAAAGGAAAACGAAGAUAAUACCUCUUAUUUUUCUCAAGAUAAAAAAAACUUGGAUAAGGAUAAAUCAAUGUAAGAUUAAAUUUAACUUUCCUAAGAAAAAAAAAUUAACGAAAAAGAAAUUAUCCUAAAAUCACUAGUUGAAGAACUUCCAGAUAUUAAUAUAGGAAUUGAUACUAGUAAAUUUUAAAAAUAAGAAAAAAAAAUUAUUUUCUAGUACAUUAGUUUACCAGAAAUGACUUUUUAACAGUAAAAAAUAUCGAUUUAAGGAAAAUAUCAAGAAAUCAUUGUAAAAU
Ichthyophthirius multifiliis is the source of this 588-nucleotide messenger RNA. RefSeq lists its product as hypothetical. Lineage: Eukaryota; Ciliophora; Oligohymenophorea; Hymenostomatida. The record is from RefSeq and is a predicted model, not a curated record. The transcript has a single exon.